This is a messenger RNA of Monosiga brevicollis MX1, 3141 nucleotides long. RefSeq lists its product as uncharacterized. Bases 1 to 3141 code for a protein of 1046 amino acids. NCBI's taxonomy places the organism in Eukaryota, Choanoflagellata, Craspedida, Salpingoecidae. The transcript has 13 exons. Gene Ontology annotation, molecular function: protein binding. The record is from RefSeq and is a predicted model, not a curated record.
AUGGCCGUUGAGGUACCACAUGAAUAUGGGGCGGUCUUGCCCGGCGCGUACACGGCGCGCAAGUUUUGGGUUGUGCCCAUCGUUGCCGUGGUCAUUGGCAUUGCCACUCUGAUUACCACCUUUGUCAUGUUUGACGCGUAUGACCGCGACUUUGGUGGCAUUGACUUUCCCUACAUCUCCGAUACAGGGCGCCGCUUUCCUGAGCGCUACGCAUUCAUCACCGCGUUUGACAUUGCCAUCCACGUGGUGCUGUACAAGUGGCUCCGGGAAUACGCCUCGCGGCAAAUGUCUCGCAAGUAUGUUGAGCAAAAGGCGCACGCAAUGGCAUUUUCCCGUUCUUUAGGUUGCGUGUUGCGUGUUGCGUGCGGCGUGCUGUGGGCCGUGAGGCUUGGUUUUGCUCAUCGGUGCGAUGCAAUCUUGGAUAGUGCUGCUGGAGUGGGCCUGGGCUUUGUCGUCGUGGCGGCCGUCUUCCUAGUGUUGCUCUCCAUUUUCGACAACGGCGACGACGAGACGACUCACAGCGUCAGUGCGUUCAUUUUCUUUGUGUUUACGCUGAUUGCCAACACCAUCUUCUUUGCCAUCUACUUCCGCGAGCACUCUGAGAGUUAUUAUGCGCGCGGCUCCCAAGUGGUCAAGUACAUCCUGCUGGUGCUGACCUGGAUUUUCUUUUUGAUCUUCCUGCCCAUUGGCUAUGCGGUGGGUGAAUGGCACUACGACGAGGAGCGCGACAACUUUGACUAUCGCGAUGAUAUUGCGUUCAAUGAGCUGCGCGCCGUGUCGGAGGUAUCAAGGAAAUACUUGGCCAUCAUGCGUUGCUCCGUGGCCUUUUUGCUCGCGGUUGUCGCGAUCGGGCUCCCGGUGAUCGCCCGCGCCGCCAUUCAGGAUGCUGAUUGCCAAAUCAUCACAACAUUUGGCUGCUAUGCCGACUACUUUCCGGUCGGUUUGCUCAGCCUCCUCCAACACUUUGACGCGCAACGGCCCGGUCAAUCGGUUCGUCUGCUCAACGUGCAUGCUUCUGGCUGCAGUCAAAUGGAAUGUGCGAAAAACUGCUUUAAGCUUGGCCUCGAGGAGGGAUCCGUCUACGUUGGUGGCAACGAGAACGGCGAAGAGUGCUGGUGCUCGCCCGGUCCCACUUCAUCGCCCGUGGGUGACACGAGCGACAAAUGCGACAAGCCAUGCCGCGACGAUGACUCUGAGACGUGUGGUGGCGGUGGUGCCCUGACCGAGUUCUCCUUUAGCUGUGGAGCUGCCCCGCCGCCUCCGCCGCCGGGCCCUCCUUCCCCUCCUUCCCCACCUUCUCCUCCUUCCCCGCCUUCCCCUCCCGGUCCAAGCACCACCAAGAACCCCAACGGUCCCACUUCAAAGCCCACCAAGAGCCCGUCAGAGGGUGGCAAGAAGAAGGGUCUGAGCUUGGGUGAUAUCAUUCUCAUUGUCUUCUUUUGCGGUCUUCUCCUUCCCUACUUUAUUCUCGGCGCCGUCUUCCAAAAGGUCCGGAACCAGCAGUCGGGAUCGGACCUGAUCCCCAACAAAACCUUCUGGACUGAGCUUCCUGGCCUGAUUGCCCUGCGUAGAAGGGUUGACCUGUGUCAACAAUGUGUGCCUGCCGGGGAUCAAGACGUGUCAAACCCACAAGGACUGCUACCUCGGCCAGUAUUGUGCUUCCUGCGCUUCCUCCUUGACCGGUGCGCCGACGGUCUUGAAUGUGCGGCAAACAAGACCUGUGUGCGCGUGACUCCCCUCGCGGAGACGCCGGCGGGCUGGUCCAGCUGUGCACUGGGAGGUUGUGGCCCUUGGGACUAUCGGCGUCCCUGCCAAUGUGAUGCCAGCUGCACCACCCAUCGCGAUUGCUGCACUGAUUUUGCCUCGCUGUGUUUGGCGACCACGUCGUCCCCACCCUCCACCAGCUCUGUUCCAUCAUCCACGCCACCUCCCGAAGCGUCGUGCGUGGCUCGCGGCUGCAACAGCUAUGUAGAGGGGGCCACCUGUAAUUGCGAUGAUGAUUGCCUGGGAUACGAGGAUUGUUGUUCUGACUAUCAGCGCGUAUGCCUUGGCCAAGGUCCCUUCCGUGCGCCUGCCCCACCGCCGCCACCCAACGUGCCCACGCCCCCAGCCCCUAGUCCUGCUACGGUAUUGGGCUGCCAGCGAACAGAGGUUCCACAAAAUCAAACAUGCAUACCGUAUGCAUGGACUUCAACCCCCAGCUACGAGCUUCCCACCCUGCCCUUCCCCAUCACCGAGACUGGAGCUGCCGUCAUUCGCCGCCAAAUCAUCAGCAUCGGCGAUGGUCAGUUAGGCACAAAUGACAACACCAAGACCAUCAUUUUAGAUUUGCCUAGCGGCCUCUUCAUGGAUCCGGACAAGCUGGCGCGCCGUCCCCAUGCCGGGGACCAUUCGGCCGUCGCCGUCUGGAAUGACCGGUUCUUCGCCUUUGCCGGUCUUUGUUGUCAAACAUACUGCACCGGCUGCAACGCAGCCCAAAAGACGCAGAUCUACGAUCCAGCCCUCAACUCAUGGAGCACGGGCGCACCCAUCCCUUGGCAGGUCGAGGGCUCACAAGCUAGUGCCACCAUAGGCGACUACAUCUACUUGUGUGGCGGUCUUUUGAAUACCAGGGCCAUUUCUACCUGUGGCAUCUACCAUCCAAGCACGGACACCUGGUACAGCAUGCCCAGUAUGCCCAAGGGUGUCCAUCAUGCCGCAGCCGGCACCGAUGGUGAACGUCUGUACAUCUUUGGUGGCCGGGUCAACGGCAACCAGGUUACGGACGGCCACGAUGACGUACAGAUCUACGAUCCAGCCAGUAAUACCUGGCUCUGGUCGGCCGUGGACGACAUUCCUGCCCUCCCCACACCGCGCACCGGCAUGGGCAAAGCCGCAUACCUGGGGGGAGAAUUUUACAUCAUGGGUGGCGAGGCCAUUCCCAGUGAUGAUGACGAUUUGCCCUUGACGGAGACGGGCACAUUUGACUUGGUUGAGCUCUACAACCCCCGCACCAACACCUGGCGCCGCGGCCAGGCCAUGCCGCUUGGCAUGCACGGCAUCCAUCCGGUCGUGCACGACGAGCAGCUGUAUCUUGUGGGUGGCUGCCCUCAGCUGGACCGCUAUCCCACCAGCCGCGUCCUGCGCUAUGGGCCCGUGUGA